Molecule: messenger RNA, 3570 nt
Organism: Meloidogyne enterolobii
Lineage: Eukaryota; Metazoa; Nematoda; Chromadorea; Rhabditida; Meloidogynidae
Source: the annotation of a GenBank genome assembly
UUUUGGUGAGUUGUCAUCAGAACUGUAAUAUAGAUACACUUAACCGGCCAAACCAUAGGUACACUCAACCUCGUUUCUUGUAUCGCACCGCAAAACAAUCCCUUAGUUUUACAACAAAUUUAUUGCCGGAACAUUUCGUUGACAUCCAAAAAUACAACAACAGAAAUAGCCUCUCAACACUUUCUAAAAUGGUUUCCAGCUCUUGUAAAUUAUUUAAUGAAUUAAGUUAUAUUAAGAGGAUAACUCAAUUAAUAAACACAUGUGCCGUAAUGUUGUGCCUCAUUACGCCUUCGAAUUCUCAAUACUCCCACCUUGACAUUAGUUUUCUCUGACGUGAGGUGCGUAUAAGUGGAUCAGUAUGUGUUACAUACAAUUUUCACCUACACAUUUUGCCGCCUGUCAAUGCGGCAUUCAAAAAUACUUAAUGAAGACACAACACAACACUGAUAAUAGAGCCCAAAAAUUAUUUACAAAUAAGGCAGAAAGAUUUAAUUAAAAUAUACGGAGAAUUUCGUACCCCUUUUUAUUUUUCUUUUACCUAUUUUCUAAUUAAAAACUAUACAUAUAUUAAGUAAAUCAAUAAUUUUCCUGCUAAUUUUUUAUACUUCCGCAUACAAAUCCGCAAAAUUUUUUUUCUAUUUUUUGCACACUCAUUUUUUAAAUUGGGCCACAAAAAAAAGUAAUUUUCUUUUCUCUUCUUUAUAUCCACUUCUUUCUAUUCCUGGGAAACUGCCCCCCUUUAUUCUUUCUUUUUCAUUUGUGUAUUUAUUUUUUUCUUUCUUCUUUUAUCAUCCUUUUUUUCUUUUUUUAUUCAUCAUGUGGCCGACUGCCCCUAAAAAUACUUACAAAUAAAUGGGUGGGUUUAAUGGACAUUAGAGUAUUUGAAAUUUUUUUUUAUUUUUGGGCGGUGAAAUACAGUCGAGCCUAUUUUUAAAAUAAACCCUUAGGACUGCCAUUUUCAAUUAAGUUCACAGUUCGGAUCAAAAUCUGCAUAUCCCAAAAUUUUUAUAGAUUUUAUAUUACUCCUUAUAUAGAAUUUUUUUAAAAAUUAUUUAAAGAAAAUAAAAGACUAAGGGGCAUUUUACGUUCGAACUUUGAAUUCAAACUCUGAAUAUUUUUGUAUGUCAUUGCAAUGCUUUGGCAAAAAUAGAUUUACUAAUUCUGAACUUACUGGACUGCCAGUGAUAGAAUCCUUCCAUUUCCGUCUUCUGCCGAAUUCCGUCUUUUCUUUUACACUUCCCCUGAACCUUUAAUUAAUUAAUUGUUUUGACAAAAACCGGAAUCGAGAAUUCAAUCUUCACAAAUUUUAUUGUUUAAUAUUAAUUAUUUUAAAAUCUGAUAUAUAUUAAAAUAUUUCAUUUUCUUAAAGUGUAGUAAGCCUCAAGUUGAGUUGAUUAUUUUUGGUUGUCAAUCAGGAAUUGACAAAAGAUUUUUAAUAUUUUUUAUGAUUUUUCGUCAGUAUGUUUACAUUUAGAAUUCAUGUACAUUCGAUUCUCUAUAUAAUGUAACCCCUCGGGAUGAGAUUUGCUAAAAUAAGAGUUUAGGUAAAAUGGGAGGGGAACACAUUAUGAUCUGCCACUUCAUUAAAAAUUUCUAUGUAUCUCAACAAAAGUAAAACUAAACAAAAGUAAAAAAAUUAAUAGGCUUGUGUAUCGAUAACAGGGAAUCUGCCGACAUAAAAAUAAAUUCUUUAUUCCCUAUAACAAACUUAUUGCUAGCAUAUUAGCUAACAUCCAAAAAAUUAAGAGCUCGCUCGAAUCUUGAACAACCUCAACAUUUAGUAAUUGUUUUUCUAAUGCUUUUAAUUUUUAAAUUAUUAGGUGCAAUUUUUCGUUAUUAAAUUUUUGGCAAAAUAUUUAAUGCUUCUUAUCAUAAAAUUCAUUUACACAUUAUUUUAACAUUAACUUUAUUUAUUAUUUCAAGCUUCUUCCAUCUUUUUUUAAUUUUUUUGGAUGUCAUUGCUAUACAUGACAAAUACUAUUAAACUAUGUCCUCCUUUAGGUGUAUGCCCUUGGGUUUCAUUGAAUAUACCAUAAAUUCUCUAAUUGAAGCCUUCUAUUUUUUAACCCUCUUGUAGGGUGUGCUUAUAUUAGAGAAUUUUCGUUAUUCAAGGUAAACACAUUUGCUAGAUUGAAGGCUAGCAUCCAAAAAAUUACAUGCAUAUUUUUUAAUUUUCGAUUCGUGUCAUAAAUUUAAUUGUUUUCUAGUUCGUUUAAUUAAAUAAAUUAUAAUGUUCACUGACAAAUGAGUACUAGCCCAUAUAUUUUUGUAGUUAUAGAUCUGCUAUCAAUAAGAUUAUGUUUAAUUUAGGGUGGCAACACGACCCUUCGAAGUCGUGAGUGUUAGGGAUUGGGUCUGUUUUAGCUUUUACGCCUUAGCAGUUCGGAUCAGGUUUUGUGCCUAAAAAUCAUUGGGUCGGGUUACCUACCUAAUGUAGAUACAAAUACUGUGUUUAAUAUGUAUUACUUUUUACAUUUUAAUUUGUACAUAUUUAAAUAUCUUACAAUGUUAACAACUUCUCUGGCCUUCUGUUGGUCCUUGAGUAUUUUUGGAUGUCAUGCUUGCAUUGACAGAAAAUUCUGUAAAGUCAUCAUAUGUUUUGUUAUGUUAGAAAGUUGAUCGUCCCGGCUCUGUCUCUAAUAUAUCCCGAGUAACUUUUAGAUUGCCCUCUCAUUUAAUCCACAUACGUUCCUAAGUAAUUUGAUGGUCACUGUUUGGAGACGCUUCCAAAGCGAAACCCUCUAUAUAGAAUACGGCUCAAUAUGUAUAGGAUAAAAUUUUCACCCCAAGAGUAAACACUAGAACCAAAACUGGGAGCAGGCCUGUCCGCAAUGUCGGAUUGCGGACAGCGGAAAAUGUUUUUCACAUGCUGACAUACCUGACUGGGAGUGUCUUAUGAAAAUCGUUUGAGAAUUGAGUUAACUGAGUUAUUUAAAAUUCCACCCCUGAUUCCCUCCUUCCCCCGAAAAAAUUCCCUCCAUAUACUCUAACGUCUUCCCAGACAUUCUUUCAUAUUACACACAUUUACAUUCCGUCUUCAGCUCCCUCAUUCUUUUAUUUUUUACCUCCUUUCCCCUUUCAUUCAUUUCCCCAUUUUUUUUUAUUUUUUCACCAUUUGUUUGUCUGCCUGCCAGACAAUUUUAUUUUUGUGCAAUACUAAGUAAAACAGCACUACUAGAGUUGGCCGAGGUCGGGAUCUUGCCAAGCACGAGGUCUCGUCUAUUAUCUCCAGGUCUCGAGUUUCGACUUUGACUAGUUUCGGAGUCUCGUUCCUCACCAAGAGCUGAGUCUCGUGUCCAAAUUUGCUCUCGAUCUCGACCUCGAUUUUUUCAAAACAGCCUCAACCUCGCCCAUCUCUAACUAUUACUCCCUUCGUUUCUCGUCUCAUAUUUCUUCCGUAUUUUUUAAAAGUACAAAUGUAUUUAUAUAUUGAAGUUGAUUUUUGCUUUUCUUUUUUUGCCUCUUUUCAUUUUUCUAAAAAAAUUUUUUUUUCUUCGUCAAAUUAAAAUUGAAAGGAAUGCACUUUUACUUUUUUUUCUGAACAAUAGUUAUUUUUAUAUUAUUUGCUUA